Naegleria fowleri is the source of this 1329-nucleotide messenger RNA. RefSeq lists its product as uncharacterized. The transcript has 4 exons. The record is from RefSeq and is a predicted model, not a curated record. Bases 1 to 1329 code for a protein of 442 amino acids. Lineage: Eukaryota; Heterolobosea; Eutetramitea; Acrasida; Naegleriidae.
AUGAAACGAACCACUCCAUCAAUUUUACAGCAAUUCCGAUCUUCCUUCUCAUCCAUUCAUCCUCAUUAUAAAAGAAAUCACAGGUGUAAUGUAAAUCAUAUUGUCGGUGUUACUACAAGAAAUUAUCGUCCCUUGAAACCGAAUAAUUUCAAUUUAAUCCACUUGAAUUUUUAUCAAACAAGAAAUAUAACUUCUUAUUUGUGGAGCAAAAUUGGUGAUAAUUUACAAAAGCAAAUAACAGAAUGGAUUUCAGCAAUUCAAAAAGAAGAUCAACAUUUUUCACAACCACAACCUUUGUUACUUCCUUUGAAUUUUGAAAAUCAAAAACUUUCUCAAAGAAAUGAUCCAAAAAAUCAAGAAAUUACAAUUUACAUUAAGGGAUUUUUAGCUUCUCACACCUCAACUUCAAAUUUGUUAAAACAAUUUAAAAGUGGAGAACAUAAAUAUGCCAUGUCAGCGGAUGAAUCUCAUUUCCAAUCUUGGAAGAAUUCACAUGAAAUUCUUUGUUUAAGCGAGUCACAUCGAUGGAGCUCACAUGCAAAGUGCUGGCAAUGGGAAUCAGGAAAGCUUCCACAUCAAUUCGAUCUUAAUGCACUAAAUUCUGAAUUGCUAUUUAAAAAAGAUAUGGCGACCAGUGUUUCCACAACAACGCCAAUCACUACAGAUGGAAUAAGCAAUAAUAGUGUUGACACUAAUUUCAAUCCAUUAUCUUUUACGCCAGUUCCAAUUGCAACAUUAACAUUUGCUGGAUUGAACAUUUUGAAUGCAGUUAGAAAAAGCAAAUAUUUAUUCAGUGCAGCGUCGUUAACAGCGUUACCAGCCAUGUUACUAACGGAUGUAGCUCUUUCCUUGGCGAUGGCCUAUUAUGAGUUUCAAAAAGCAAACGAAAAUGCAAAGGAGUAUGCCAUUGAGCUGAGCAAGGAACUUCAUUUAUUGAAAGCUCAAUAUGGAAAGGUGAGAGUUGUGGCUCACUCUCUUGGAUGUAAACAUUUGAUUGAAGCUUUAAAGCUAAUGCCUGUCGAGUUGAGACCUGACGAAGUGCACUUAUGUGCUCCUGCCAUAUCCGAAGAAGAAGCUCAAGAGAUUCUUGUCCAAGGAGUGUCAACAAAGAAUACUUUUCAUUACUAUUCUCCAAAUGAUUAUUUACUGAGCUACAUUUUUCCAAUUGUAUCUUCAUCAAAGCGUCAAGCGUUGGGCGUGCAUGAGAUGAAAUCAUUGCAUCUUUAUGCGAAUACUCGCUCCCUAAAAGUGUGUGAACAUUUUGAUGGAAUUUGGGUCCACAACAUGUAUGGACAGAACUUUUAUAAGUUUGCAAUUUCUGCACAAUAA